This is a messenger RNA of Caenorhabditis bovis, 585 nucleotides long. The record is from the annotation of a GenBank genome assembly. Lineage: Eukaryota; Metazoa; Nematoda; Chromadorea; Rhabditida; Rhabditidae.
AUGGCUCCGCGAAGGACUGACGAAUUCAAGAAGGAGCGCAGUCGGUCGAAAGAGGCGAAACGAGCUCAGCAACUGAAUGGAGCAUUCCGCAAACUGCUUGGAACAAUUCCAUAUAUUCCCGAAAAGCAAAGAGAAGUGAUCCCAAAAAUCAAAACCCUUCGACUAGCAAUGCGAUAUAUUGAGCAUUUGAAUCGAAUAUUGGAUGGCAAUUGGGGUGUGCGCACUGAAAUGGAGCCAACACGUCCGUUACAAUUCGACGAUUUUCGUUUUAUCGCUGAUGAGGAGAUUAAAGUUCGAAAUAGCUAUCGGGAUCGAGCAUUGAACGACGAAUUGGCAGCGAAUUUGGCGAAAAAUGCGCAAACAUUGAAAAAUCAAAGAAAUCGAAUUUCGAUUAGCGAAAACGAGGAUCCGAGUCUGAACUCAUCGUCAGCAGCUGGUUCGCCGCCAUAUCCCGAGUAUUUGGAGCCAACCUCAUUCUCGAUUCCACCCAACACCACAUUACCAAAUGUGUACUCAAUUUACGGGAAUAUUUCGCCUCCUUCCUAUAUUGCGUCCGAUGACAAAUGGGUUCAUCAUUCGCAAUAA